AUGGGUAAAGUCCUGCAGAAGAAGAAGGCCCGUUCCGGUCGCUCCAAGGCUCGCGCUAAGGACAACCGCCUCAAGAGCGGCCACAAGAAGAUCAAUGUGCUGGGCAAUCAAAUCAUCGCCGACAACUGGGAUCGCAACCUGACCUUGACUCAAAACUACCAGCGUCUGGGUUUAAUGCACAAGCUGAAUGCACCAUCCGGCGGCCGCGAACGUCUCCCCGUUCAUGAUGAACAAUACCCCGAGAACAAGAACUCCCUGCACAUCCGCGGCAGCGCCAAAGCCGACGCAGCCAAGCUCGACCUCGGCACGACCCGCGUCGAGCGUGACCCGGAGACGGGCGCCAUUUUGCGCGUCAUCCACGAAAACGAAGACAACAUCGAAGUUGCCGGCCGUCAACGCUCCCGCAAAAACCCCCUCAACGACCCUCUGAAUGACAUUGAAGGUGGCAACGGCGACAGCAAUCUCCUCGCGGACUCAGUGAUUGUGCAGCAGCUUGAGCGCCAGGCUGACCAGGAGGGAAAAGACCGUUCGGGCGAAGAAGCCCCGGUUCCAGAGCACGCGUGA
Messenger RNA from Penicillium soppii, 564 nucleotides. RefSeq names its product nucleolar protein 16. The record is from RefSeq and is a predicted model, not a curated record. Bases 1 to 564 code for a protein of 187 amino acids. The transcript has 2 exons. Lineage: Eukaryota; Fungi; Ascomycota; Eurotiomycetes; Eurotiales; Aspergillaceae.